AUGGACGAAGAACCUCAACAUUUAUUUAGGUUUCCUUUUCACUUGCCAUCCUUUGAUGGUAUGCGCACGAUUGGUGUAUACUUGGCAGGUGUACUCUAUGCCCUAGGGUUCUGGGCAUUUAUAGACUCGGUGCUGUUUUCCAAGUAUAAUAAUGCUUCAGAUUUACAUAUUACUUUUGUGGAUUGGGUCCCGUUUCUUUGCAGCACGUUUGGUAUGCUGAUAGUAAACUCGAUUGAGAAGAACAGGCUUUUGCAAGGGGCUUUAUCUGGUGACAAUGGUAUGUUCGGGGGUAUGAACAUGGAUUCACAAUUGGCAUGGCAAGCUAGAUCUGUGCUGUUUCUGGGGUUUGCACUACUAGCUGGUGGCAUUUCUGGUUCUCUAGUAAUUUUGAUUAUAAAGUAUAUUGUGAGAGACUACAUAUCAUUCCCAACAUUAGGGAUGGGUAUCGAAAAUGUGGUCUCAAACGCAUGUGUGAUGCUAAGUUGUGUUGUUCUAUGGGUUGCACAAAAUAUUGAAGAUGAAUAUUCAUACAACCUCACUUUGUAA
Messenger RNA from Nakaseomyces glabratus, 546 nucleotides. It is a transcript of the gene VPS68, whose product is annotated as Vps68p. The record is from RefSeq and is a predicted model, not a curated record. Gene Ontology annotation, cellular component: fungal-type vacuole membrane; Vps55/Vps68 complex. Gene Ontology annotation, biological process: protein targeting to vacuole; late endosome to vacuole transport via multivesicular body sorting pathway. Lineage: Eukaryota; Fungi; Ascomycota; Saccharomycetes; Saccharomycetales; Saccharomycetaceae.